AACAUUCAGCGGGGUAUACGAGAGCUCGAGUGCUUACCAUGGGCGACUCUCGCGACGUGGCGACUACGUUUUUUAAUGUUUAGACUACAGUUUAUGCUUUGACUUUUUCAGACAUUUUCAUUGACUAUUAAAACUUGGAUUUCAUUAAAAUUUGAUAUUAUUUAAGAAAAGAGCACAAGACCAUCAGAGUGACAAGAGAGGAUAAAAGCCCGCAGCUUCAAUUCGAUGAUCACGCCCUCUCCGUUGAAGUGCACUAGAGGGUAAACAUGGAUGGGAGUGCAGGAUCAAGCAAGAAGAGUAAAAAGAGCAAGGAGUCCAAAUCACUUGGGGAUAUUCAGCAUGAAGCAGAUUUCCUGAUCAAACCGGAAUCGGCCGUAGCCAAACUCGAGACGGCCCACUGGCCCUUGCUUCUAAAGAACUAUGAUAAAUUAAACAUCAGAACGGGGCAUUAUACACCAUUACCCAAUGGUUGCUCACCCCUCAAAAGGGAAAUCAAGGAUUAUGUCUCGAGUGGUUUUAUCAACCUUGACAAGCCCGCCAAUCCUUCAUCUCAUGAGGUCGUGUCGUGGAUCAAGAAGAUUCUCCGUGUCGAGAAGACGGGUCACAGUGGGACCCUUGACCCCAAGGUCACCGGUUGCCUCAUUGUCUGUAUAGAACGAGCCACACGAUUGGUCAAAUCACAGCAGAGUGCAGGCAAGGAAUAUGUCUGCAUUGUCAGGUUACAUGAAGCUAUUGAAAACCAGUCAAAACUAGCCAAGGCUAUUGAGACACUGACAGGAGCACUGUUCCAGAGACCGCCUUUAAUAUCGGCCGUCAAACGACAACUUAGAGUGAGAACGAUAUACGAGAGCAAACUCCUUGAAUACGACCCACAAAGACAUUUAGGUAUUUUCUGGGUGAGCUGUGAAGCUGGAACUUACAUCAGGACACUAUGCGUUCAUCUUGGACUCCUGUUAGGGGUCGGAGGUCAAAUGGCAGAACUCAGGAGAGUGCGAUCCGGUAUUCAGUCAGAAAAGGAAGGGUUGGUGACGAUGCACGAUGUCAUGGAUGCCCAGUGGGUUCACGACAACCAUAAAGAUGAAGGUUACCUCAGGAGAGUCAUCAAGCCGAUGGAAGCCUUGCUUACGGGUCACAAGAGAAUAGUACUCAAAGACAGCUCAGUGAAUUCUGUCUGCUACGGUGCCAAGGUCAUGCUUCCCGGCGUCCUCCGCUUCGAGGACGGCAUCGAGAUCAACUCGGAGGUGGUGCUGAUGACCACCAAGGGAGAGGCCAUUGCUCUUGGCAUCGCAUUGAUGACCACAGCGACCAUGGCAACAGUUGACCAUGGCCUGGUGGUCAAGCUGAAGAGGGUCAUCAUGGAGAGGGACGUGUACCCCAGAAAGUGGGGCCUCGGGCCAAAGGCGAGCAUGAAGAAGAUGAUGAUCAAGCAAGGGAAGCUGGACAAGCAUGGCAAACCAAACGCAGACACUCCCAAGGAUUGGGUCAAAGGCUAUAAAGAUUACAGUGCGAAGAAAGAGUCGGCGGUGGAGGAAGAGAAGCCUGCAGUGGAGACGCCCGUUAAGAAGCGCAGGAGAGAAUCGAGUACCUCGAGCACCGAGGCUCCUCCAGUCACUCCCAGUGGGGAUGCGUCCGCUGUCAAAGAGAAGAAGAAGAAAAAGAAGGACAAGAAAGUGAAGGAAGAAGUAGUAGAAGAGGAAGAGGAGACGAUGGAAACAUCAGUCGCAGAGACGCCUAAAUCAGAGAAAAAGAAGAAGAAAAAGAAGUCUGAACCAGAGGCAGAGGAGGAGGAGAUGGUGGAAGAAACAGCAGCUGAGACACCAAAAUCAGAGAAGAAGAAAAAGAAAAAGAUCAAACUUGAACAGGCAGAAGAGGAGGAAUCACAGGAAACAGUAGUUGAGACCCCAUCAUCGGAAAAGAAGAAGAAGAAAAAGAAAAAGAAGGAGAAGGCAGAGGAUGACAGCUGAGAAAACAUUCUUUUAUUUUUCUACAAACUGUGCCAGAGAGGCAGGUCACCCACUACCUUGCAUUUGGAAGAUUCAGGGAGGUAUUGCUUCAGGGGAGCGUUCCAUUUAAGGACUUGAUAGGCGUUUUAUCCAACGAAGUAUGUUUUAUCUGACAGGUAUUAUAGCAGUGAUGCGACUCGGCCAACCAAAACGGAGACAAGCUGUCAGAUCUUAACAGCUUGUUUGAUGACAAAUGUUGGUGAAAUGCUCACCAAAUUGUGAAAGGACCUGCUUUCACUGUCCUCUGAUCUCUGUAAAACAGAUGUUUGCAAUUGAUCACAAAAUAACAAUGAUUAAUUGAGAUCCUUCAAUGUACCCUCAUUCAUAAACCAGAAUCACCAUUCACAUUAUUUUGGGCUCGGCCAGUCAUAUUGUCCUACCACUGACAUCCCUUGGCCGCCUCUGUGCAUUCUUGAGCCAUGUGAUGUGAUGUGUGACUUUACCAUGUGAUGUGGUGGGGGAAAUCCUGAUGGUGAUCAUUAUGGUGAAUGUACAGUUCAUUACAUGAUUGCUACUGGGGGUGUUUCACAAAGAUUUAAGCGUGAAGUAGAGUCCGAGUUAAAUUUUAGUUGCAUGCGGUAUAGAAGGCAUCGACGCAUUGGUCAAAUCGUGCUAAGAGGAUGCGCGGUAUUGCGAUUAUUAAAGGGGCCAUCCCACAGAGAGCAAGACCGCUGAAAGACCUUUCAAAGACCAUGAAUUUUGGUCGAUCUUACAGAGGUCUCUCAAUGAACCUACAAUGGUCUUUGAGGUCUUACACGAGUCCUGACCAAUCUUUCAGCGGUCUUCGUGGUCUUUAUGGGCUCCAAAACUUUUUGAAACGGUUCAAAACAGUCUUACAACGGUCUUACAAGAAAAUGGUCUUUCAGCGGUCUUUCAGCAGUCUUUCGAUGAACUUUCAAAGGUCUUAAUAGUCUUUCAAUGAUCUUUCGGCAGUCUUUCAAGAUUUUUGCGGAGAUCACUGUAAGACUCCUGAGAGAUCAUUGAAAGAUCAUUGAAAGACCAUUGAAAGACCAGGCAAAGUCCAUGGAAAGAAUUCUGAAAGAUCACUUGUUGCAUAAAAGAUCUCUGAAAGACCAUUGAAAGAUCUCUGUAAGACUACUCUAAGACCAGUAAGACAAGAAAUAUCCAUCAGUCUUUCAGAGUUCUUUGAGGGGUCUCUCUUGCGUGUCGCAUAUCAUGAGCACGUCUGCAUUUAACCAUGACUCUAAGUCACACUUAAACUCUUUGUGAAACACCCCAUUGGGCCCGGUUGCAUAAAAAUUACCAUUAUGGUAACAUUGCUCUCCAAUGGUAUCUACCAUGGUAGCGAUGCUCGACAGCCAAUCAAAAUCAAGGAUUCCAUGAAAGGAUACCAUUGGCUGGCAAAGUUACCAUAACGGUAACUUUUAUGCAAUGAGCCCCUGGUCAUAAAGCUCGAGUCCACUUUGGGUGAUUGGUAGAACUUGUUACUGAGUGACUUUAUCCUUGUUUCAAAAUCCUCAUGAAAAGAGGUUAAACUGUUCAGAUGAAUGUAAAUCUAUUUUUCAAUUUAUUUUCAACCGUAGAAAUGCCUUUUUGUGUACAAAAAAGGGUUUAUUCUCUAGCUUAUUUUCUUACAUUAUGUAGCAUCCGUAGUACACAACCAAAGUUUUUCAGGAUAUUGGCCCACUUUCUUUGUUGCAUCAUGUAUUUAAAAUCUAUUUUAAUUGUAUAGCGUGGUAUAACGUGCGAAAGGAGAUUGGGACACUUGAAAUCUAUUGUUCAUGUGCCAAAGAGUAUUCACAGUGGCUAUUCCUGUCCUUGUUCAUUCCAAAAUUAUUCAAGGUGGAGUCUCGAGGCAUUUCUUUCCUUUUUGAAAUUUUUUUUUUUGAAAGGGUUUGUUUACUAUUCGUCUAACGCCAGUUAAUACAAUUGCCAACUCGUCUACUGUCAUUUGGUGAACCAUCAGUUCGUCUACGAUCCACAUGGUUUAUUUGCAUUUCGUCCACUCACCAUAUCGUCUAAUAACGAGUUGGUCCAAUAGCCAUUUAGUCCAUAUACCAUUUGGUCUAAUUGGACCAAGUGUUAACCCUAUCUAGGCCGGGGUAUUUUGGGAGUUCAUAUGGCCGGGGGGGGGGGGGGGCCUCCCAGGCCCCCCUUAAGAUCUCGGCCGUCGACCAUGCGAUCGCGCCGAAAAUUGGCACCCAGGUAGUCUGGGAUAUAAUCUACAAAAUUGUAUAGUAAUUUAUUUCAUGCGAAUUGUUAUUAAGUAAUUAUGCUAAUUUAUGCGUAAUUAGUAUGUGAAAUCAUACUUUUUCCUCUAACUCCCUAAAUAAAGCUCCAAAUGUUCUAAUUUUUGGCAUAGAAACUCUUUGUGGUGUUCUCAGCAAGGUUAUAUGAAAAAAAUUGUGACAUCAGAUCAAUUUUUGCAAUUUCUUAUGUCUUUCUUUGUUUUUUCAAUGAAAUUCGUCCACUCACCACAUGAUAUACUUUCAUUUAGUCUAAUGCCAUUCCAUCUAAUAACCAGUUGGUCCAAUAGCCAUUUAGUCCAUACCAUUUGGUCUAAUUGGACCAAGUGUUAAUUAUGGAAAAUGAAUGAAAAUGAUAUGGGUAUUAGACCAACUUGCUAUGAGAGGAAAUGGUGAUUAGACGGAGUGAUGAUCGGACCAAAUGGUUAUUGGACCAAAUGCUUGUUAUGUUAGACGAAGUGAUGAUUGGAUCAAAUGGUUGUUAGACGAAAUGUUCAUGGACGGAAUGGCAUUAGACUAAAUGAAAGUAGACCAUGUGGUGAGUGGUUAAGUUGGCAGUAGACUAAUUGGCAAUUUACCUUUGAAUGUACAAAGUGAUAUCUCACUAUGAAAGACUGAAAGAUUGAGAGAAGUUCAAAGGAAAUAUGAUUUGAGGAGACACCAAAGUAUUCAAAAGUUUUUGGUGUAUUCUUGAUAAGUUCUCUACCUCUCCUUUGUUUCAUAAAACUGUACAUAAAGUUAUGCAUAACUUUACAAAUUACUGCAACAUGGCAGUCAGAUUGAUUUCUGGGGUCGUCUUUUAUUUCAUCUAAAGUUGGAAUAUGCAGAUGCUAAUCAAGAGUCCUCUAUUACACAUUUUGGGGAAAAUUACAAUCUUUGCACAAUAAAAUUUUAUUUACUAUGUCACAGUUUCGGGAAUAGAUUCUGUUACUCAGUUUAGCAUUUCCUAUUCAAGUCUUUCGUAAAGUUGUGCGUACCUUCAUGGCCUGCUUCUUGAAAUGGGCCUGUGGAUAUAUGUAGAAGGUGGAUACGAGUAUUUUGUUUCAGAAUAAAAAAGGGUACACUUUUUCUGCCUCUUGAUAAUUUGGCAGUUCAGUUACGCAGCUCUAUAGAUUUAGUACUUUUAUUUGAAGAGGAUGAAUAAAAAAGAUGAAUUCAAGUGAGUAUGAUUCGAUGAUGGCCAAAAAAUGUACUUUUUGAAAAAUACCUGUAUAUAGUCUAAAGCAAGUUUUUGAAUAAAAUGUAAAACAAUUUGAAA
Molecule: messenger RNA, 5468 nt
Organism: Lytechinus pictus (painted urchin)
Lineage: Eukaryota; Metazoa; Echinodermata; Echinoidea; Temnopleuroida; Toxopneustidae
Product: H/ACA ribonucleoprotein complex subunit DKC1-like
Exons: 15
Coding region: 267-1964 (565 amino acids)
Biological process (GO): mRNA pseudouridine synthesis; box H/ACA sno(s)RNA 3'-end processing; rRNA pseudouridine synthesis
Cellular component (GO): box H/ACA snoRNP complex
Molecular function (GO): RNA binding; pseudouridine synthase activity
Source: RefSeq, a predicted model, not a curated record